Molecule: messenger RNA, 3191 nt
Organism: Lactuca saligna
Lineage: Eukaryota; Viridiplantae; Streptophyta; Magnoliopsida; Asterales; Asteraceae
Source: the annotation of a GenBank genome assembly
AUGGCGCCAUCUGCCUCAGUAACGGCUUGGACAUGUCGAGACGAUAGUCUAGCCGCCAUUAAUGUUCUUGCUACCGAAGCAAUACCAUUAGCCAUGUCAAUUGUCACCACUAGUUGCUCGUUGCUCCCUCAGUUCUGCGCAAAUGAUAUUCCAUCUUCAACUUCUCCUAAACCCUAUCGCUUCAGUGCGAAUCCGAGAACAUGUCGAAUCAGAUGUCAAUCAACAAGUACAGAUGAGAAGACGAAUAAGAGUAGGAAUGUUUUGGAUAACGCAAGCAAUUUAUUGACUAAUUUCUUGAGUGGUGGAAGCAUUGGUUCCAUGCCUGUAGCUGAAGGUGCUGUGUCUGAUUUGUUUGGGAAACCUCUUUUCUUCUCUUUGUUUGACUGGUUCAUAGAGCAUGGCUCAGUUUAUAAACUUGCUUUUGGUCCAAAAGCAUUUGUAGUUGUAUCAGAUCCAAUUGUUGCCCGAUAUAUUCUUCGUGAAAAUGCAUUUUCAUAUGAUAAGGGAGUUCUUGCUGAUAUUCUGGAACCAAUCAUGGGGAAAGGAUUAAUUCCUGCUGACUUGGAGACUUGGAAGCAAAGGAGAAGAGUUAUAGCUCCUGGAUUCCACACCUUAUAUCUGGAAGCCAUGGUGCAAAUGUUUGCCAAUUGUUCAGAAAGAACAAUAUCUAAACUCGAGAACCUUCUAGAAGCAAAAAACUCACAAGGAGAACAUGAGAUCGAGUUAGAUCUCGAAGCAGAAUUCUCAAAUUUGGCACUUGACAUAAUCGGUCUUGGUGUUUUCAAUUAUGACUUUGGUUCUGUCACAAAAGAAUCUCCUGUCAUUAAGGCAGUAUAUGGUACACUUUUUGAAGCUGAACAUCGUUCUACAUUCUACAUUCCUUACUGGAAAUUUCCUUUAGCUAGAUGGCUUGUUCCAAGACAAAGAAAGUUUGCAAAUGAUCUCAAGAUUAUUAAUGAUUGUCUCGAUGGUCUUAUAAGAAAUGCAAAAGAUACAAGACAGGAAACAGAUGUUGAGAAAUUGCAACAAAGGGACUACAAAAAUCUUAAAGAUGCGAGUCUUUUGCGUUUCUUGGUUGACAUGAGAGGAGUUGAUGUUGAUGAUCGUCAAUUACGAGAUGACUUGAUGACAAUGCUUAUUGCUGGGCAUGAAACAACAGCUGCUGUUCUUACUUGGGCUGUCUUCCUUCUUGCUCAACAUCCAGACAAAAUGAAGAAAGCACAAGCUGAAAUCGAUACAGUCAUCUCUGAGGAUGGAAUAACUUUGGAGUCCCUUAAAAAACUAGAAUAUGUUAGACUCAUCAUUUCUGAGAGUUUACGUUUAUACCCUCAGCCUCCAUUGCUCAUCAGACGUUCUUUAAAAUCAGAUAUAUUACCAGGAGGUUAUAAGGGUGAUAAACAGGGUUACCAAAUUCCUGCUGGAACAGAUAUUUUUAUUUCAAUAUAUAAUCUCCAUAGAUCUCCAUACUUCUGGGAGAAUCCGAAUGAAUUUGAACCAGAAAGAUUUCUAGUUCAAAAAGAUAACAAUAAUAUUGAAGGGUGGGCUGGUUUUGAUCCAUCUAGAAGCCCUGGAGCUCUUUACCCAAAUGAGAUUGUAUCAGAUUUUGCUUUCUUACCAUUUGGUGGAGGACCUAGAAGAUGCGUAGGAGAUCAGUUUGCGUUAAUGGAGUCUACGAUAGCUUUAGCGAUGCUAUUAUGGAAAUUUGAUGUGGAGUUGAAAGGAUCGCCGGAAUCUGUGGAGCUUGUCACCGGAGCAACCAUCCAUACGAAGAACGGACUCUUCUGCAAACUCAAGAACAGGUCUCGCAGAGAAGAUUGAAUUCAGGUGAUUUUAAUUGUAUUAUUGUAGAGAAAUUAAUCAAAUAUUGAUACAGAAAUUAACGAAGAAAAUAGAAGAAUGAAUAUCGUCUCAUCUGCCAUUAAAUUACAUACUAUGAACACCGAUCAAACCAGAAAACAUCAAUCUCAGUAUCUCACUCACGAAUAUGAACAAAUAAUUGGAAAACAAAAACUAAUAAACAUACCAAAGGUACAAGUAUUGGAGCGCAGAGUACAGGUUUCUACUUCCAUGGUCUAAUGGACAAGACGAUGAUGGCGAUGAUAAUCAGUAACAGAAGGAUCGCAUAACAAGUCCACUUUCGUGUGUUCUUUUGUUUCUUCCUGGCUUCAUUCAAUUGAACAGUUCCACGAGUCACGUACGAGUUGGCUCUGUUGACAUGAUCCUCGAUGUUAUCGAGUUGCGCUCCUUGAUGUUCCACAAGCACAGCCAUAUCCAUGAAAACUUGGUGAAGCUCCUUAAGGUUUCUCUCGAUCACUGUAACGGCGUCGUGUCGUUCCUGAAUUUCAAGCACUGUAUCCAUCACCUGUCCUCUUCCUUGCUCCUGAAUCGCCUUCUGUAGAAAAGUCUCGCUUUGUCCUGUUGAGAUUAGGUUAUCGACUGUAGCUUCAUCCGCGUUUUCGCCGGUGACGGUGUAGUACCUUCUCUGAACGGUUUCCCGGUGUUCGGCGGUCAUUUUCUGACGGAGCUCGUUGAAGGACUUCAUCGACGUCUGGAGCUGCUUACGAAGGCCGUUGACGACGGAGGUUCGUGUCCGGUCGGUGGAGGUCCCCGGACCACAGCCGGGGAGAUUCCGGUUGGAUGCAUUGGAACGGUCUAGGACUUCUAGACGAUUCUUAAUAAGCUUCGCUUUCUUCAGAGACAAAGCGACGUCGUUGUCCAUCUUCGUUCGUAGGGUUUUGAUGGAUUUAGCGUUGUGUAGGGUUUUGCUCUCCUCGUUCGACGAUUGAAGUUGAUCGUGAAGUAACUCAAGACCUUUGAGCUCCUCCUUUAUCGCCUCCACAUCUUCAAAGAACUUGUCGAGGUUCGUACCGUCGCCAUCGGCGGCGUUCCCCAUCUCAAUAUCACCGUUGCGACCGGCGGAAAAGGAGCGGGAUAGAAGAUCGUUCAUCUUUGUCGCCGGCGUUUUCAAAAUUCAAAAAAAUAAAACACAAAAUCAGAAAUCAAAAUCGUUCCUUAAUCUGAUCGAUUGGAGAAAGAAAGAAUUUGUGGAUUUGGGAGAGGAUUAUGGGAGAAUUAUGUAAGGAUUAGAACUGAAAAACGCGGUGGCGAAUUGACUUUUCUUCCACGGCUGCUUCUGGUAGACUAGUCCAGGUCGUUGGAGGAUGGCGGGACGAAAUUUCAGUAACCCUCGU